Molecule: messenger RNA, 2358 nt
Organism: Peniophora sp. CBMAI 1063
Lineage: Eukaryota; Fungi; Basidiomycota; Agaricomycetes; Russulales; Peniophoraceae
Source: the annotation of a GenBank genome assembly
AUGUCGGCUUGGGACCGCAUUCCGUUCGCAAGCGCUCUUUCUCUCUCCGAUAUCUCCGCAAGUAAUAAACCCGAUGAACGGCCUAUAGUUGCACAUACCGAGAAGGCGCGCGAUGCUGGAUUCGAUUACCUCUGUGUCCCGUUGACCACCGAUGCGUGGAGAGAUCGUUGGCGCGCUAUGUGCGUGCUCCCUGCAGCAUCGCACGUUCCCGACAGCGCGGGAGAAGUGAACGAGAAGGAUGGCGAUGGUGAUGCGCGCAUGAGCGUCGGGCCCGAAGGCGCGAAGAUGCGCGCUGCUGAGGCGCGCGCCGAGGCCUGGCGGGCGGCUCCGGCGUUCGAGGCCGGAGAAGUGACAUUGGUCCAUCUUGAGGAGGCGCAAUACGUUGUCGGUCUUGUCAGCGACUGGCUUGAGCUUGAUGCUACUGAUUCUUGGGUCCGCCAUGAUGCCGAAAUCGCGUUACUGCAAGAGUUAUCCUACGCGUCAUACCUAGACGUGCAAACCGCCAUCCUUCCACCGCCACGAAACAGACAGCAUGUCGCAUCCUAUGCACGAGCUCUGAACGCCGCACUGGCUCGCAUACCAUACAUGCAGCUAUCAAUACGCCUGCCAAUCUACGAUCCUUCGAUAUUCCGAGACGAGAACACCUCGAGCGGUGAGCGACCAGGCGCCAAGGCGAGCGAAGCGGAGCUGAACAUGUGUUGGGAGAUGUGGGACACCGUGCGCACAUUGUGCGAUUACAGUCCUAGACUAACGCUCGCCCUGGACUUAACGCCACCCCUUCCGUCUGUUCCAGGCGUUCUCUCGCGCUGGGCGGCGGAACCUAUCAGACAUGUAUUUCUUCCGGCCACAACGUUCAUUGCGAAUGCCAAGGGAUACCCUGUGCUUCCUCGAGCUCUCAAGACGUUCUUGCAGGAUCUCAUGAAGCACCGCCCGACUAUCGUCCUCACUCGUACUGCAGAACGACUUCAUGCCAAGGGAAACGAGGCGGCUUACAUGCAGUAUGUGCAACAUCUGGAGAAGACGGCUCCAGGAUUGGUGGCAGCUGCUACGGAGGGUACUGUCGAAAACUUUGCACGCGGUUAUGCAGACUAUCUCCAGGCGCCAUUACAACCGCUGAUGGACAACCUGCAAAGUACGACCUACAACACGUUCGAACAAGAUCCGGUCAAGUAUGAACGGUACGAGGAGGCUAUGUACCUCGCGUUAGCAGAAUGGCCUCCUUCGGACAAGCCUUUGGUGCUUAUUGUCGCAGGCGCUGGCCGGGGUCCUCUUGUUGCUCGAGCGCUUACAGCUAUAGGCCGUGCCAAACGUGAGGUCAAGGUAUACGCCUUGGAGAAGAAUCCAAACGCAUUCGUGACGCUGCAGAACCGCAAACGCACUGAGUGGCACGAUCGCGUCUCACUUGUAUUUGGCGACAUGCGCCAAGCGCGCAUACCUGAGGAGGCCGAUAUCGUCGUCAGUGAGCUCUUGGGCUCCUUCGGCGACAAUGAGCUGAGCCCGGAAUGUCUGGACGGCGCGAUGCGAUUCCUGAAAGCCGGCGGCAUCUCCAUUCCGGCGUCGUAUACAGCAUACCUGUCGCCCAUCUCCUCGUCCAAGUUAUACAACGAGGUAAAAGCAGGGAAAGAUCCGCAGAAGUCGGCGGAGACCCCGUACGUCGUGAUGUUUCAGGCCAUCAACGUGCUAAGCGGUGAAGAUGACGGUGCGGGACGGUGCGGUCCGACAGUACAAGAAUGUUGGGAGUUUGAGCAUCCGCGCCGGGACGCCGUGCUGGGCGAAGACGGUCUCCCUCUUACAAACAGCCAUAAUGCACGGGCUGCAUCGCUCACAUUCCAUAUCCCUCACGCCGGCACGAUGCAUGGCCUCGCAGGAUACUUCGAGUCCGUGUUAUACGGCCCCGUCGGGCUCAGCAUCCACCCGGAACGUCAGAACGUCAUCAGCCCGAAUAUGCUUUCGUGGUUCCCCAUCUUCUUUCCUCUCAGUGCACCAUUAUACCUCCCGAGUGGAUCGGAACUGCGUGUCAACAUGUGGCGCUUGACCGAGCAUCGCAAAGUGUGGUACGAAUGGGCCGCCGAGGCAUUCUUGCCCGUAUUUCACCCCGCUGUGCCACCGCCUCUGCCUGCGAGUGUAUCGAGUCGCGCGAGUGUCAUCCCGCCGUCGCCAAGCUCUGCGUGGUUUAAUGUCGAUGAUGCCAUUGACAACCCGUUCCUUUCCGAGCGAGUCGCGACACCCAGGUCGGGUCAUCGUCUGUCGCGGGGGUUGAGUGGCGACGAUAGUGCUGGGACUGAGGCAGGGGUCGUAAAAGUCGGGCAGACGAUUCUGCACAACCCAGGUGGAAGAAGUAGCUGGAUCGGUUUGUAA